AUGCCGACCUCCUGUCCCGUGGCGGACCAAACUGUCGCACUUUUCAAGAGGUCGCGCGGCAUCUCGGCUUGGUGCAAGAUGAACAGGAAUACCACUACGCGCUGUUGCGAGGCCGCCACUUUCAUGACUGGCCCGAGACUCCGUUCUUUCUUUGUGAUACUCUGCAACAUGGGAGCUCCCGCAGCCCUUCUGUGGGAUGCCUUCCGUGAUUCCAUCUGCGAGGACCACAUUGAACGUAACCCUCUCGAUGUUGAACUGGCCUACAAGCUAGGUCUCAUCGAGAUUGAUCGUAGUCUCCGUCGGCAGGGCUCUUGCGUCGCAGAUCACGGCCUCCCCAAUGUACAUGAUGACAUGACGGAGUUGGGCAGAGAACUGCUCUUACACAGCGAAAAUCAACAGAGAGCGUUUGUGGAGGAGUGGGUGCCAAAGCUCUCUGAAGACCAAAACCGUGUAUUUGAGUACGUUACCUCCGUUCUCAAUGCACCAGCCAGCGGAACGUCGUCGAAAAUCAUUUUUCUCGACGGUCCGGGUGGCUACAGAAAGACCAGCUCUGGGAUCGCCGCGAGUAACAUGCCUGGUGGGACUACAGCGCACAGCAUGUUCAGGUUGCCACUCGACUUCAGUGACAGCACCGGCUUUUGGAACAUCACCAACGGCUCCCAGCGAGCAGAGCUCAUCAGGGCCGCAAAGCUCAUUGUCUUUGAUGAGGCCCCUAUGGCACAUAGGUUCGUUUUUGAGGUUCUCGACAGAUCCCUGCGAGACCUCAUGCGUUCCAGUGAGCUAUUCGGUGGUAAAAUAUUCCUCUGUUGUGGUGACUUUCGCCAGAUCGCGCCUGUCGUUGUGAACGCUCGUACUCCAACUGACAUUGUUUGUGUCUCACUUCGGGCUUCCCAUCUGUGGCAGCAUUUCAAAAUGUUUGCCCUGACAACAGCUCAUCGGACUAGUAGUUCCACAUCCUAUUCCGAAUUCCUUCUUAGGGUAGGCAACGGAACUGUCAGUUCGACCACUUUCUUGGAGGGACGGAACGAACAAAGUCUAAUUCCGCUGCUCGGGAUUAGACAAGUGACGUCUUUGACUGAUUUGGUCGAUUCCGUCUUUCCCGCGAACGUCCUACUCGACUCUGAUCUGUGUUCGCGACGCGCAAUCCUCUCGACUCUGAUAGUGAACGUCAAGGAGAUCAACGACCACAUCUAG
Molecule: messenger RNA, 1194 nt
Organism: Macrosteles quadrilineatus (aster leafhopper)
Lineage: Eukaryota; Metazoa; Arthropoda; Insecta; Hemiptera; Cicadellidae
Product: ATP-dependent DNA helicase PIF1-like
Exons: 1
Coding region: 1-1194 (397 amino acids)
Biological process (GO): DNA repair; telomere maintenance
Molecular function (GO): DNA helicase activity
Source: RefSeq, a predicted model, not a curated record